Molecule: messenger RNA, 2067 nt
Organism: Medicago truncatula (barrel medic)
Lineage: Eukaryota; Viridiplantae; Streptophyta; Magnoliopsida; Fabales; Fabaceae
Product: lysM domain receptor-like kinase 3
Exons: 11
Coding region: 28-1938 (636 amino acids)
Biological process (GO): protein phosphorylation; innate immune response
Molecular function (GO): transmembrane receptor protein kinase activity; ATP binding
Source: RefSeq, a predicted model, not a curated record
CGCGGAAAUUAGCAACCUCUUACACACAUGCUUAAAAUAUUGUCUUAUCUUCUUUCUUACACUAAUUUAUUCAUUAACACUAACACAAAAACUUCAAUUUUCUCUUCUUCUCUUCAAAAACCAUUUGUUAUAUUCAACUCAAUGAAAAUCAGUUUCAGUUUCAUAGUUCUUAUCUUGUUAAUAGCUUCAACAGAAUCAAAGUGUAACGAAGGUUGUAGUCUAGCUCUAGCGUCAUACACCUUAAACCAUGUUUCCAACCUUACAUAUAUUUCAAACAUUAUGAAAUCCAAUGUUCUUUCAAAACCUCAAGAUAUCAUCAUCAACAACGACAAAAACAAAAGGGCGAAUGUUCCCUUCCCUUGUAAUUGCAUCAAUGGAGAGUUUCUUGCUUAUACAUUUCUCUAUGAGCUUCAGCCAGGAGAAACAUAUACAUCAGUUGCAGAAGAGAGUUUUUCAAAUUUGACUACUGAUGUUUGGAUGCAAAACUUCAAUGUUUAUAGACCAACUAAUAUUCCUGAUUUUGCAAUGAUUAAAGUUACUGUUAAUUGUUCUUGUGGGAAUAAAGAGGUUUCUAUGGAUUAUGGAUUGUUCAUCACAUAUCCACUUAGAAGUGAGGACACUUUGGAGUCUAUUGCUAAGGGUGCAGAGAUUGAGGCUGAGUUGCUGCAGAGGUACAACCCUGGUGUUAAUUUCAGCAAAGGAAGUGGUCUUGUUUUUAUUCCAGGGAAAGAUCAAAAUGGAAGCUAUUUGCCCCUUCACCCGAGUAGGUUUGAUCUCUUACUCCUGCAAAAAGUUGGUCUAGGAACUGUGGCUAUUACUGGAAUAUCUGUUGGAGUACUAGCAGCGCUUUUACUAUUGUUAUUUUUUGUGUAUAUUAAAUAUUAUCUAAAGAAGAAGAAUAAGAAGACAUGGGAGAAAAAUUUGAUUUUGGAUGAUUCCAAGAUGAAGUCAGCUCAAAUUGGUACCAACAUCGCAAGCAUUAUGGUGGAAAAAUCAGAAGAAUUUUCAUACAAAGAACUAUCGAUUGCCACAAAUAAUUUCAGCAUGGCUAAUAAAAUUGGUGAAGGUGGUUUUGGAGAAGUCUUCUAUGCAGAGCUGAGAGGACAGAAAGCCGCCAUUAAGAAGAUGAAGAUGAAGGCAUCAAAAGAAUUUUGCGCUGAAUUGAAAGUCUUAACUCUUGUUCAUCAUUUGAACUUGGUAGGUUUGAUUGGAUAUUGUGUUGAAGGUUUUCUCUUCCUUGUCUAUGAAUACAUUGACAAUGGAAACUUGAGUCAAAAUCUUCACGAUUCAGAAAGAGAACCUUUGUCAUGGUCUACAAGGAUGCAAAUUGCGCUGGAUUCAGCCAGAGGUCUUGAAUAUAUUCAUGAACAUACAGUACCUGUAUAUAUCCAUCGCGAUAUAAAGUCGGAGAACAUUUUAUUAGACAAAAGCUUUUGUGCAAAGGUUGCAGAUUUUGGAUUAUCCAAGCUUGCUGAUGUUGGAAAUUCAACUUCAUCAACUAUAGUUGCAGAGGGUACAUUCGGUUACAUGCCACCGGAAUACGCAUGUGGCAGUGUCUCUUCUUCUCCGAAAGUAGAUGUCUACGCCUUUGGUGUUGUUCUGUAUGAACUUAUUUCUGCUAAAGCAGCUGUAAUCAAUGAUGGUCCUCAAGUAACAGGGCUUGUGGCUGUGUUUGAUGAAGUGUUUGGCUAUGACCAAGAUCCAACAGAAGGUAUAAAAAAUCUGGUGGAUCCUAGACUUGGAGAUAACUACUCAAUUGAUUCAGUUUGCAAGAUGGCACAACUAGCAAAAGCAUGUACAAUGAGGGAUCCACAACUACGUCCAAGUAUGAGAUCGAUUGUGGUUGCUCUUAUGACACUAACUUCUACAACUGAAGAUUGGAAUAUUUCAUCUUUUUAUGAAAAUCCAGCUUUUUUAAAUUUAAUGUCUGGAAAAUAGUAGUACAAACUAUAUGAUGCAGUCACCAACAUUUAAUUGUUCUGUUGAAAAACAAAUUCGGGAAUGGAUAUACUGCUACAUUACCUACAAAGAUAUACUAAUACUGAAGACCAACAUCAUUUUAACCAA